Ctenocephalides felis (cat flea) is the source of this 5166-nucleotide messenger RNA. RefSeq lists its product as uncharacterized. The record is from RefSeq and is a predicted model, not a curated record. The transcript has 18 exons. The coding region runs from base 722 to 5065 and encodes 1447 amino acids. NCBI's taxonomy places the organism in Eukaryota, Metazoa, Arthropoda, Insecta, Siphonaptera, Pulicidae.
UGGGAAGACAGUGAUGCCUGUUUACGAAAACAGAGAUCUAGGGAUUGACUAUUGCACUAAGGUUUUUCUUUCGAUGUGAAUAAUGACGAAGAUGUACGAAGAUGUCCAUGGGUACUCGGCCUCAUUUCGAAAUGUCGCUGGUAUAACAGUAUUCGCUCGUAUUCGCCGUCGUUCGCUCGCCUGAAACAGAGAACGCAGAGAACACACAAAGCAAAAUAUGAAAUGUCAGUUACCAUAACGUGCGCGACGCGUCAGGCAGGAAGUUAAAGGAAUGUUCAAUUUGGGAUUACUAAGGACUUUUCAGUGAAUUUGAUAUCGAAGUGAUUUUAUUUCUAAUGCUACAACAAAACAUAUUGGACAAAAGUCUUGCACAAAGGAUGGUGGCGUAAAGCGAAACCAAGACCGAAAUGUAUUUUAGAAAGUGAUUUCUCGAAUACAACCUUCAAGUUAUAACGAUUCAGAUUUAAUGUAAAUAUCAUCGAAUCGAUCAAUUCUGGAUUGUAAUAUUGUUUGUAACAGUCUAUCAUCGGAAAGUGAAAAAUUCAGAAUACUAGUGAGGGUUUGUUCGAGUCUAGUGGUAGCCAAACAUAAAAUUCAGAACAAAUAUGAUUUUCUAAAUAAAUGAUUAGAUGCAAAAAUAUAAAUUAAUUUUUAAGUUGCAUCAUCAAAUGCCGCGUUAAUUAGGAAUUAAAUAAAUAUGCGUUAGUGUACUAUUUAUAAUAUGGAAUCGAUUAAUCCUAUGAUGACCAGAGAACGAUGCAUAAGGACAAUAGUUUCUAUCUUAUUAGUUUUGGGGUUUGGACCAGCGAGGAGUUGGCAACAAGAAUCGCUGUUGUUCCAAAAUCCAAGACUUCAAACGCAUUUUCAACAACCUUCUGAUUCUUUUCACACUGGUGCUGAUCAGUUUCACUUUCAGGGGUUUCAGUCAUCUCCGAUAGAUUCGUUAAGGCAUCAACCUUCGCCGUUUAUAAAACCAUCUUCAAAUAGUUUUCUUUCGAAUUUGCACGUACAGCCGUUGCCGCAGCAAUCUCAAUUUCACAAACAUCCGCCAAAUACACAUGACAGGUUUCUGGGACAAGUUGGAUUGCAGCAAACGGCAAAUGAGCACUUACUUCACAGUAAUUCCUUUCCUCUUGAUUUGGGCGACGUCGGUUUUAACAAGCCGCGAUUUAGGUUGCCGGGUUUGAGUGAUUCUAAACAUAAGCCAGCUCCGAUAAGAAGUUUUCCUCAGCCACCGGAAAGAUCAUUCGCCAGCACAAUAUUUAAUAACAACAAUAUAUCGGGUAAACCAUUUAGCUCUCCAGAUAGAGCUGGAAUACCGGCACAGCAAUAUCACAGCAACGGCAGAACUCCUUUCUCAUCACAAGAACGUAACUUGAACAGUUUCGGUUUUCGUGAAACGGAUCGUAUAUUUGGCACAACACAGCAUAAAAGUAGACCAUUUAUAGUACCCGCGGAAGAACAGGGGAAAGAUUACGAUUACGAAGUUCGUUAUUCUGGUUCAAAAGAGAAACAAUCAUCUAAUAGCCGAUUUCUACCUAAUCGUACUGAUGCACCACCAGUUGUAACAUUCAGAAACACUGACGCCUAUUUGAGAUCACAGAAACAGAAUUUAGGAGAAGCUGUUGACAAGAAAAAGAUUUCCAUUACAACACACUCAGUUUUUGGAAAUUUAAAAGGUGAUUUCGAUGAAACGACGCCACCAGGCGAUGAAGAAUAUUACGAUGAAGGAGAAGAAGAAUUGCAUAAAGACUCUCCUGAUAUACUCAUCGAUGAAGACGAGGAUGUACAUAAUAAACCAAUAAAGGAUGAAAUCAAUAAAGAAAAUGGCUCGUUAAAGUAUGAUGUUUUUAAUAAAAAAUUGUAUGAAAAUAGUGAUAAUGAUGACAACCAGCAAAACAAGAAAAUGGUCGAAGAGGUGCUUGAUGAAAUAGAUACACAUGAUGAAGACAUCAUCGCAGACGAUAUGCCAAACCAGAAAUUAGUAAAUAAUGAUUAUAAAAUAAACAAUAUACAACUUGAUCAAAAUAUACCUGAGUCAGAAAAUGAUCCAAACAUCAUAACAGUCCGUCCAACAUCAGCAGUACCUAAUACUACAAAUGGUUUCGAUGUUCUUACAAUGAAUGCAGUUACUAUGGUAGAAAAUGAUAAUUUCAAAGAAUUUAUUGAUAGUGGUCUUAUUGAUAAUACAGAAAUGUUGGCGGUGUUGGAUUUGGCAGAUCACGCAACGGUUACACCAGAGAUAAUAUCACAAAAUGAUGAAAUAAAUAAAACUGAUAAUAAGUCUGUAGUUAACGAUGCUGAUAAGCCGAAUUCUGAAGGAAAAAUAACCGAAAUUGAAGAUAAUAGUUAUGAUCAAAUACAAGAUGAACAGGAAGAAAUUGAUGAUCAAGAUACCGUCGAUGAUGAUACCAACGACAAAAAUUUAGAAUACACUGAAAAUGAAGAAAAUAAGCAAAUCGAUGAUUUACCACAAAAUGAUGAAGACGUGCCAAUUACUGAAACAUCAACAACUGUUAAUGAAAUUAAACCUGAGUCUGCGACAGAAGAGUUAGUUUUAAUUCACGAAGUUGUAUCAGUUGUCACAACGAAAAGCGUGAUAAAUGGUACAAUAUUACCUGAUAUUACUAAACCAGCAUCAAUAGAAACAUUCAAUAAUACAUUUACUAAUGAUACCGAAGGUUGGUUUAUCAUAGGAUCAGUGCAAACCAGUAAAAGUGUAUCUCAGAUCAAACCAAUAUUAGAAACAGAUUCGGAAGAAGAAAAUGGUAAUGAUUUUGUAACUGAAGCUAUUGGUAUUAACGAUUUUUCUACCGACACCACUGUUAGUGAUGUUACAGUCCUUCCUGAUUCUGUGCAAGAUGUAACUCCAAUUCCGUCAACAGAAUCUAUAAUUGAUAAACUAGAUCAGUUGCAAUCAGAACUUUCCAGUAGUUUUCUUACCAGAGCCUUUAAUAAUAUUUCUGACAAUAUUGCAGUAUUGACAGAUAUGCAACAUAUCAAUAACGCAACCAGCACUGCCGCUCCACCGGUUCGAGAAACUCAACAACCAUCGCCGGUGGAUGUGAAACCAAUUAGAAAAUUCAUACCAAAUUUGCAUGUGACUACUAGUACAUUUAGGCCAAGGCAUAAAGCUACAAAAGUUGAGCCGAAAGUAGAUUCUGAAUUAUCUGCAUUAUUGCCUCCUGGUUUCAAACUUCGAAACUACAAUAGAAAAACUACAACAGCUCCUUGGAGCAAACCGGAUUCUGAGGUAAAACAUAGAAAUGGUACAACAGGUAGAAGUUUAGAGCAAUCUCAUGACGAUAAUAAAAUUGCUGGGCAAAAUUCACAAUUCAACUUUAAGAACAGACUUGAGAAAAACAUGUCGGAAACAAAAGACUUAUCGCAAACCGAAAAGAUAUUGGGAGGUGCUGUGCAGAUAGAUAUCAGCUCCUUACUUCCCCCGGGAUACGUGCCACCGCAAGUUAGUUCUAAAACUAGCAAUGAAAAUACUUCAGAAGCAAUUCAUACUACCGUUAAACAUGUUGAUGAAGAAAUUAAGACUGAUAAUAAAAGUAGUAAUAGUUCUAUUGAUAGUUUACUAAAGAAUUUAACCUUCGAGAAUAUUAGUUCUAAAUUAUUACCACAAGGAUUUAACGCAGGUGUAGAACCGGUCAAAGAAGCUAAAGAAAAGCCAAUUGAAAAACCGGUUGAAAAACCAUCAGGUGGUGGAUUAAAGGUUGUUUUUCCGAGCCGUCCUGGUGGCCGCAAGCCGAUUUCAAGAACAAAUGACGCCCGUCGCCCUGGCUCGGAUGGAAAUGCUGUGACGACUCCUCGUACAUCGACGCUGAAAGCAUGGCCUAGUCGGUCAACAACCGAGUUUACCGGUUGGCCUUCACCUUCAACAACUCCCAUCUCUAUUGAAAAACUUCUAGAGUUGCAGCGAACUCAACAAAUAGCAUUCGCAAAUAAAUCAUUACUCCCCGAGGGUUAUGAUCCAGGUGCCUUGAGUGAGACGUCCAGUACAACGACAACAACUACUGAGGCAACGUCGACUCCAACAACUACACACGUCCCUGGUGUCUGUGAGAAUGAAUGUUCUCUUGCCGCCACAAUCAAGCUUGUGGGCGGUAGCACUUGGGUUCCUGAACUAUUAGAUCAUCAUACUAAAGAGUGGCAACUUCUUGCAAAUGAAGUACAAACUGAAUUGGAGUUAGCAUACAGUAACUCAAACAUUUUGAAACAGUGGUUCAAGAAAGUUAGAAUCGAUAGUUUUAGUAAAGGAAGCAUAUUAGUGGACUAUUUUGUCGAACUCGCAGAUCUACCAGGUCAACUGGGCACUUUAGAAGUAAAACGAAUAUUUCAUGCAGCUUUAAGUCCUGCUCCUGAAUCAGAUUUUAAUGCCGAAAAUAAAAGUGAUACAGAAGAUAGUGAAGAUGAUUCUUUAAAAUUAUCAUUAGGAAAAUUUUUGGUCGAUCCUACUUAUACGGACUUUGUUGUGCUUCCAAAGGCACCAACUUCUACUGUGGGAUAUUCCGAAAGCGAUGUGCUGCUACCACAAUGGGCUAUUGCUGUUGUUGUUAUAGGGUUUGCUUCGUUGUGCUUCGUUAUUAUAUUUGGAGUCACAGUUCUCGUCAAUAAACAGAAAAAUAAUCAAAAGAAAAGUAAAGCAGUACCACUGACAGAAGAUAUGUUACAAGAAUUAAACAAAAAUCACAUGGGAGGCUUGGAUAAUUAUGGUGCUGAUGAUUUAUAUAAUGUUAAUCUAGAGGACCAAUGGAAUCAAUCAACCAAGCAGGCAAAGCGGCCGAUGGAUAAUGACAAUAUUGGCAGCAACCUAUACGAUAGUUGGCGUUCGCAGUGGACACGUCCAUCCCAACUUCAUCCGGCAGAGAUAUUCCGAGACACGCCGUGGAAAGCGCCCCCACAAGGAUUUAGAAAUGCACCCCCGCAAAACAUGAUGUCCAUAGCUCCAGAAUAUAAUCCAUAUGGAGACUCAAGGGCCUACGAUGUUUAUUUAAAUAGCCAUCAUUAUGGCUCAAGUUAUCAAAGAAAGCGUCCGGAUUACGAUACUAAUUUUUAAUUUCCUCCAGACUUUAUGCAUGCUAAACAAUAAACAUUAAUAAUGAAAAAUACUCAUUGCGAUUUAAUUUUCUAAUAUAAUUAUUUUCAUUUUACAUCCAA